This is a messenger RNA of Lates calcarifer (barramundi perch), 509 nucleotides long. Its product is annotated as molybdopterin synthase catalytic subunit. The transcript is spliced from 4 exons. Gene Ontology annotation, cellular component: cytosol. NCBI's taxonomy places the organism in Eukaryota, Metazoa, Chordata, Actinopteri, Centropomidae. The record is from RefSeq and is a predicted model, not a curated record. Gene Ontology annotation, biological process: Mo-molybdopterin cofactor biosynthetic process. Gene Ontology annotation, molecular function: molybdopterin synthase activity. Bases 1 to 489 code for a protein of 162 amino acids.
AUGUCAGAGGAGCCGAGAGACGUCUUCAGGCUGAGCCGUGAUUGGCUGUCUGUACAGGAAGCGGUGGACGCCGUCAACAGCACUUCCUGUGGAGCUGUCUCCGUGUUUAUAGGUACAACCCGUGAGGACCAGGUGGGCAGCAGGAAGGUGAUUGGUCUGGAGUAUGAGGCGUACGAGUCCAUGGCCCAAUCAGAGUUCACCAAGCUGUGUGCUGACAUCAGAGAGCGAUGGCCGACCGUGAUGCACGUCUGCGUCCACCACAGGCUGGGGUGGGUGAAGGUGGGCGAGGCCAGUGUUGUCAUGGCGAUCUCGUCUCCUCACCGUGGUGACGGCCAGCAGGCGAUCCAGCACUGCAUCGAGCAGCUGAAGGCCAACGUCCCCAUCUGGAAGAAGGAGGUUUACGACACGCAGGAGGCGAGCUGGAAGGAGAACUUGGAGUGUCGCUGGUCUGCUCACAGACAGGAAACACCAAUAAUCAAUCAGCAAUAAAGGUCAUCAAUGACACUGAA